This is a messenger RNA of Plodia interpunctella (Indianmeal moth), 7543 nucleotides long. Its product is annotated as zinc finger protein 813-like. The record is from RefSeq and is a predicted model, not a curated record. Lineage: Eukaryota; Metazoa; Arthropoda; Insecta; Lepidoptera; Pyralidae. The coding region runs from base 166 to 810 and encodes 214 amino acids. Gene Ontology annotation, molecular function: chromatin insulator sequence binding. Gene Ontology annotation, cellular component: chromosome. The transcript is spliced from 6 exons. Gene Ontology annotation, biological process: regulation of transcription by RNA polymerase II.
CAAACUUUUUAUUCGUCGGUCCUAAGAUCCAGUCGGAUCGAAUUUGUGUCUCAUUCGUUGGUUUGGUGGCUUACAAUUCUAUCGAUCGAUUUUUUAGUUACCUAGGUAUAAUUUUGUAAGGAUACAAUACAGUAGAGUAUACAUAAGACAUCUCAGUUAUCGUCAAUGAAAUUCUUAAAUGAAAAUUUUGUAAAUUCUACCGUUGAAGAAGAAAAUGUCACGCAAGAAAUCUACAAUGAGAAAGAUCCCUUUGGUGAUGUUAGCAACGAAUUUGAAGGUCCGAAAUACUACAGACUGAACGAAAAAGUAUUUGCUGAGCCUUUGAACACAAGUUUUAUAAAUGUCUCUUCAACAAAAUCUGAAAAUGAAUGUCUACCGGAAAUGUCAUUUGUUGGUAACAUUGGAGUUCAAACGAGACCAGACAAGAAGAACAAGAAGUAUUUCAUAGACAAUGAUGCCGUGGCCAACUUGACAUGUCCACAGCAAGAUUGCCUCCGGAAAUUCACUACGUCCACUCUCCUCAAAGCACAUAUCCGUAAAGUCCACUGUGCCAACAAAAGCAGCUAUGUUUGUGAGCUGUGUGGAGCUUCUUUCUCCGCUAAAUACCUACUGAAGAGGCAUUCUGGUGUGCACGAUGGUGGGAAAAUCAAAUGUCAUGUGUGUGGGAAGAUGCUGAGUGUUAGGACAAACCUUUCAACCCACCUCCGUACGCACUCGGCCGCCCGCCCUCACUCGUGCGGUUGCGGCAAGCGGUUCGUGCGCAGAUCCGCCCUGCGCAGACACGAGACAUAUGUACACAAGAAUUGCUGACGUAUGGGUAAUUCCCAGUCACUGUGUCCAUCUUUUAGUGAUUUUUCGGGACUUCUUUAUUUUGGUGAAAUGCUGAAUGUUCACAAAAGCAAACUUAAAAUUAAAUAAGAUUAGCUGCCAUAGUUUUAUUAUAGAUUAACGUGGUUAUUAGAUUAAUUAUUAAUAAGUGAAUAGUGAAUUUUUAUUAGUUAUGUACUUGUUUUGUUGAUUUAUAAUAUUUUUAACAUAUUUAAAGUUAUGCUAUAAUAUAAUAUUUUUAAUUUUUAAAUGUGGGAAUAUGUGCUAUUUUGAAUGCUCGUUUACCCACUAUAAUUACUUUUAAAAAACAAUUUUGGAUACCUAUGACAUUUUGGAACCUAGGUAGGUAUAUGUAUGAUUUAAAAGAGAAGCUUCCGCCUUUGUCCAGCAAUGGGACACCAUAAUAAAAACAUGAUCUCUCAAAUAUAUAAACGAAUGUAAUAAGCAAAAAUGUGUGAUUUCUAAAAACACAAUAGGUAUGUAUGUACAAUGUACAUUAAGAGCUCGUUGUUGCGUCAUUUUCUACCAGUUAACUAAAUUCACACGGCUCUGCCCGCGGACAAAGUUGCACAUUUUAUGUAAUUGUAUCCAGGUUGUGAAGUGCUAACUUGUACCCUUGCGCGUGAAAAUUUCUUUUCCUCUAGAAUAAUUUCAAUUAGCGUCAUAAAAGUUACUUAUUUAUUUACCAUAUUACCUAUUCAUUUAUUUUUAAACAAGUACAGUUGUAUGUAUACGUGCCCAGUGUGAGUGUAGCAAUGUAACACAUUGGUUUUGUAAUUAAAAAUAAUGUUUAAAUUACGUUAAUUUUAAUUACAAAAUUAAUGUUUUAUUUAAACCAAUUUCAAUAAUUCUAUGUAAUUAUUUUCACUUCAUAAUUGCUUUUUUCAGUGCGAUUACGACAAUUUGAGAUUGCGAUUUAUUUUAAAAAAUUAUACAUAUAAAUAAAUAAAUAUAUUAGGACAAAUCACACAGAUUGAGCUAGCCCCAAAGUAAGUUCGAGACUUGUGUUAUGGGAUACUAACUCAACGAUACUAUAUUUUUAUAAGAUAUACAUAUAUAGAUAAACAUCCAAGACCCGGGCCAAUCAGAAAAAGAUCAUUUUCCAUCAUGACCCGACCGGGGAUCGAACCCGGGACCUCUCGGUUCAGUGGCAAGAACCACUGCGCGCCACCGAGGUCGUCAAAUAUAAUUUAAAUUUAUUCAAUAUGCCUUUUAAUCAAUGUUGUUGGGGAAAACCGUUUAUUGUGCACACAAAAUAUCUAGCGGAUGCUGGUGGAUCGCGCAGACACGAAAUUAAUAUAGAUUUCCUGACAUCAUUUUAAAUCAUAUUUCAAGUUUGCUUUUUAUUCGUUACAGUGUUCUUAUUUUAUUUGUUUACAUGUUGAUGUAUAACAGAACAUUUUGGGUUAUUCAUCUCUCGUAAAUAGCUUUGCUAUGUUAUUUUAUUAUCUAUGUAUACAUAUAAUUAAACUAUUAGUGGGCUAUGUCUGUACAUAUGAGAUAUAACAGAAAAAUAAAUAUGAGGGCGCUUUUUGUGUUAAUUUCUGUCUAUGUGUAUAUGUUAUGUCUAUAAAAACUUCACAUCAUAUCCAAAAUCUUCGUAGACGGGAUCGUAUAUGACACUGGAAACAUAACUUGAUUUCGUGAAAAAUUACUAUAUAUAUAUAUGAGUCAGAUGGUAUACAAACUUAUGUAGCACGAGUAGAAUUCGAACCUGAUCCUCUCGAUCACAAACGGUCGUCUUAACUAUUGGACCACCAACGAUUCAUGUACACAACAUCCAUCCUAGGGUGUUUCUCACUAUAUGACUGUACAUUAAUUACUCUGUACCAUAGUAAUGAUCAAUUUUAUGAAUGAUUGAUUUUGGAAAUGAUUCCUUCCACAAGAAAAUUGACGGACUGUAAUGAGCGCGCAGCCGCAGCGGUCGAAACGCUCUACGAACCCCCCCCCCCCCCCCCCCACAACAUCAUCAUCAUCAGAAUUUAAGAGCUAUGUAUGCUCUUCUCGUUGAAGCUCCAUCCAUUUAUUUAUUUCAAUUGCCAACUGCUUCACUUCUUGAUACACCGCUCCGCUUCAAAGUUUGUGACGAUGUGUGUACGUUUGUUUACUCUCUCACGCAAAAUCUACUGGACAGAUUGUUGUGAAAUUUUUAUACAUGGUAGAAUAUGAACUAGAAUAAAACAUAGGGUACCUACCUUUUAUCCUGAAAUUCCCACGAGAUCGAGGCCCCGGGGUGAAGCGAAGCGAAGAAUCAUAUUUGUAUUCAAGAAUUUGCGAAGGUACAGUUUUAUUCCAUCAAUUUUGAUAGAUGCGCCUUGGAAACGCGCCCAAAGCCGCAGGCAGCAUCUAGCGUGAAGUACGCCUAUCAUUUUAAAGGCUUUAUCGUUCUCGCAGCAAUCUUGUUGUGUGAUAUGCGAUACGCUUUUUGAUUAAUGGUAAUACGAACUGCCUUACUAUAACUGAAACAUUAAAGAGCCAAUAUAUAAUUCUAUAAUGUUUAGCGUUAAUGUAUUUGUGUCUAGUUAAAUAAAACCCUUUAGAGCAAUUUUUUAUGUAUACGUAUGUUUUCCAUGGAAAUGUAAGCAAGUUUAAUUUGUAAGUACUUAUUAUAAUAGCUCUAUUCUGAUUUUAAAACAUAACUAUUAAUUAAAAAUGUUGUUUUUUUUUUAAUAUUAUUUACCAAAACUAUACUGAUUUGUUCAUAUUGUUUCAUGGAAAUCGCCAAUAAAGUUAUAGAUCACAAUUUAAAAAAUACAAUAAAAUAUAUAGAAAGUGUAAAAAAAAAAUGUCCACAAAAAUCACACAAUAUGGACACAGUGCAGUUUGUUUUUUUAUUCUCAAUCUUAUUCUUCGUUAUGUAAUUAGUUUUGUUAUGAUUAGUUUUAAUUAUAUUUUUAAAUCGUUUUAUCAACUAAUAAUUUUUAAAAUAAUUGUAAAUUUUGAACUAUAUAAUAUGGUAGGUACCUUGAAGAAUAAAUGUAAAAAGUCAAUUAAACAGCCAAAUCAACCAAUUAAUCAACUAACUAAAUUAAUUUUAAUAGUACUAGAAGCGAUGGUUAUCAUAAAUUAAUGUUUAAACAUAAUAAAUAUGAAAACAGUACGUAACCAUAUUCUCUGCGCGAUACAAAACUCCGACAGCCGUCGACAAACGUGACACUAAACCGAUCAUACGCGAACACAUCUCCAAGGAAGCCUUACAUCGCAGUUUUUGUUGAACAUGAAGUAAUAAACAGUCUUCAACAGCGCGCAAUGGAGCUCGUUAAAGUUUGUAGAGCGGUUUUAUGAAUAGAGCUCUGGCCAGCCCCGCUAUUGAGUCACGAAUGCGGACCGCAAUUCUCUGGCUGCAUGAUUCAAUUUGAAUAUCGAACAUUUAUUUUUUUCUUGUCUACAAAAUUAUAUUAAUAAACGUCCAGUGUUUUCGAAUUUAGUAUAUUGUGUUUUUUUAUUGACUGCUUAAAGAAAAGGAAUCUUAAAGGUCAGGUAACCUUAUCUUUGAGAUUAUUUUUCUUCGUGCAGAUGAAUUUGAAUCUGUGGUAAAAUAAUCUUUUUAUUUUUUUAAUAUAAAAAGAUUAUUAUUUAAAAUAUAAAAAGAGGGGAUUUUUUUUUUCAGACAAUAGUGUUUUAUGAGUUUAAAUGACCAUUAACAGAAUUAAUAAAAAAAUAAUGUUGCAUCCUGACCAUCUUCUUCCGUUUCGCUGUUUUUGACCUGUUUUUUUUUAGUCUAGAAUAUUAAUCGAACCACCACCGCUUCGAAAUAAGAGUUCACUAUAUAUAGCUUACACAUACAGAAUUAAAUCGAAUUUCUUCCUUUUUGUAUUGAGUAGUAUCAAAUUCUGUGAUUUGAUAGUAAUAAUGACAGUUUUGCAAAUCUCGAAAGACAAACGUGGCGUUCGUCACGUAUACCGCAAUGCAGAAUAUAGGGCUACUGUCAAUUCUUUCAGAGAGGUACCUUUUACGACUUUAUGUCAUUUUAGAUUUGGGCUAGUUAAAUAUAAAUAAAUAAAUAUAUUAGGACAAUCACACAGAUUGAGCUAGCCCCAAAGUAAGUUCGAGACUUAUGUUAUGGGAUACUAACUCAACGAUAUUAUAUUUUAUAACAUAUACGUAUAUAGAUAAACAUCCAAGACCCGGGCCAAUAAGAAAAAGAUCGUUUUCCAUCAUGACCCGCAACCCGAAGUUAUAGUUCAUUGAUUUUUCUAUUCUUCUUUUACAAGUAUUCUUUUACAAGUACACGAAAAUAAUCAAAACAAAAUGGCCGCCGCUUUCCGCCAUUAGCCAUCACGGAUAUUUAAUUAAUCGACUUACUGAUAUCCGCACCUCUCACUUGAACAACAUAAACAGAAUCCAGUGUGUAUCGAAUAGUUAACAAUUCUGUGUUUGUUUUUGUUGUUUUUUUUUUCAAUUUAUUUUAUUUUUUUAAAUUAAUUCGAUUCCACAGGUUAGAAAUCUGUUGCGUGUAAAUGACUAUUGAAUUUGAAUAUAAGUAUAUAUUUUUUUAUCAUUUGACAACCAAAAAUUUUCUUAUUUAAUUUCAAUUUGGCAUGACAUCUCUAACUGUAUACUAAGAUUUAUUUACAAUUUUUCUAUGUACUUAUGUAGUAAUGAGCAAUGGUAAAUAGGGAAAAAAUGUUUUCCAAUUACGGAUAAAGGCAUUUUCCUCUAUAAUAUACUGUCUGACUGAAUAAAUAUCAAACUGGAUACUCAGAUAUAAUUAUAUGUUUGUAACUAGGUAUAUUUUCCUGCCGGUUGCGACUGGAAGAGAUCCCUCCAUGGGAUAAGUCCGCCGUUGCUAGUGCUUUUUCUGUUUCUGUGUCUUUGUGGUUUAGUAUGCAAAAAAGUUAUUUCAAACAAAAAAUAAAGUUUUUUUUUUUACACAACAAAUAUUAGUAGGUAUAAAUGGUGAAAUUCUCUCUCAUAUUGUCUGCAUUUUCCCGGUUGCACUGACGGCUGUGGCGCCGCGAAGCCGGUAUAAAAAGUAAUCUUAACAUUUUGAAACAUUUGCUGUGAUUUGUGCCGGUCGCCUGCCUGACGUAACCCCCCCUGGAAAUGUUGUUGCUGGCUAUCAGCUGCCUACAGUAUAGUAGCCUUAGUCGUCUCGUAUUCUCCUAUUCUAGAAUUUAAGAACCAUUGAAAUAGGAAAAUUAUUUAAUAUCAAUAUAUUAAAUUUUAUUAGGUUAGAAAAUGUUAAAUAUAUAUUUUUUUGUGGAUUAAUAUUAAAAUUGUCCUUGAUCGUUCUGUUAUUAAAAUCAAACUAAACCAAAUUUGAAAUUAAGAUUUUUCCUUUCUAAGUUUGAAUUUCGAAUUUAUUCCGAUGAGUCAUGUGAUGGCUCAUGGGUAAGUAUUUUGCGGUUGGUUCUUCUGUCCUACAUACUAUAAAUAUUGGCCAGUAUGAUAGGGAUUUUAAAUAUUUUUUUUUCUUUAUUUAAUCGCUGAAAUCAGUUCCUCUUUACCCAAAUUCAUGUCAUAACGUUUAUCUUUACUUCACUGUUAUUCAUAUAUUAUUAAGUCUAGUUAUAAUUACAAACUGGAUAUUUUAAUAGUGUUUUUUAAACAUUCUUAAAAAUAAAAUGAGGUAUUGCAUACAUUAUACAUUUUGUAUCACAAAUAGGGUGUCAAUUCGAUUUUUUAGUUUUUCUAAAUUUGGAUACAAAUUUAUGUAAUAGUUGUUUUAUUUUUGACGUCAUUUAUACAAAAAAAAUAUCGCUAUAUCCAAUAUAGUAAUAUACAUAAUGUAUAACAAAUUAACAUACUAACAUUAUUAAUAAUACGUUUAUCAAUAUGUUGAACAUAUGAAAUUAUAUAAAAUAUAUUACUAAACUAGCGGCGCUUUACGGCUUCGCUCGGGUAAAACCAUAAUAAAUGAUACUUAAAAACCUUGAAUCACUCUAUUAAAAACCACACAUAAAAAUAUGUUGCGUAAUUUUGAAGAUCUAAGCAUACAUAGGGACAGACAGACAGCGGGAAGCGAGUUUUUUUUUACAUAGUAAUGUACAUCAAAAAAUUCAGUACAAAUUGUGCUCCCUCUCCCUCUAACUAAAUUAGUCAACGUUGCAAUACAAGGUUCCACAAAAACCGAACGUUCGUUAUCGUUCUUUGAACGACAAAUGCGUGUAUUUGCUUUGCGUGACACCCAUCUGACUGUUACCAUACCGUCCGAGCGAGAUAUAUUCUUAUAAAAUAACAACUUAAAUUUAUGUAAGUAUUGUUCAUUACUCAUUUAAAAACCGGUUUGUGUGCGGCCAAUUGAAAUAACCGCAGAUAAUGCUACAAAAUGAUAAUAUUUAUCAUUUAAAACUAUGAAAUAAAGCGAGGAAAAUGUCUAGCUGACGAUUACGCUCAUUGGCAGACACUCGCCGACUAGUCGAGUCGGUGCCUCGCAUUCGCACUCGAUUCGAUAUUCGAGAAUCUUUAAACGCUCACAUUGCAGGGGAGCGGAAAAGCGAAUGCUCCGUUCCACAUUUAAACAUUUUAAAAUUUAUAAAAAUAAUAAAUGCCGCGUUGGGUUUUUGAUUUUUUAACUUUUUAACAUCAGCCAGUAUUUGACCCGUUUCCGUUAUUAUAUUUUUUGACGAAUUUGUGAUGUUAUCUUUUGUUCGAACAAUUUAAAAGAAAUGGUUGUGAUAAAAACGAUUUGAGUGAUUGUAUUGUGCUGCCAUAUGCAUAGUGCUGAUUAAAAUAGCACCGAUAAAUAGGAAUUUCCUAGGCGAUAAUGGGU